This is a messenger RNA of Anguilla rostrata (American eel), 2124 nucleotides long. It is a transcript of the gene c8a, whose product is annotated as complement component 8, alpha polypeptide. The transcript has 11 exons. NCBI's taxonomy places the organism in Eukaryota, Metazoa, Chordata, Actinopteri, Anguilliformes, Anguillidae. The record is from RefSeq and is a predicted model, not a curated record. Bases 139 to 1926 code for a protein of 595 amino acids. Gene Ontology annotation, cellular component: membrane attack complex. Gene Ontology annotation, molecular function: protein binding. Gene Ontology annotation, biological process: complement activation.
UAGAACUUUCAGUGUUUACUGUCAGUCAAUGAUUUAUUCCCACACUGGUUUCAAAGGCCUGCCUGUGGCACAGGAGAUAUUAAGAACUUGUAACCUACGGUUCAUUCUCUCCUAAAUGUGGCUUGGAAAAAGAAAAUCAUGAUGCUGUGCUCCUUGCGAUGUGCAUGUCUUGUGGUGUUGGGAAUAAAUCAUUUCCUGUCCGUGGAGGCAUUUUAUGAUCAGAGGGAAACAAAGGAAAGCAGAUGUGUUGUCUUUGAAAGGGUUCGGAACGCAACUGUAAGAAUGGCCAGAGGCAUAGAUACGCCAGCUCCUAUUGAUUGCAAGAUGAAGCCGUGGUCAGCAUGGACGUCCUGCUCUUCAUGUAAAGGCACAAUGCAUCGCUUCAAGUACCUGGAGCAGGCAACUCAGUUCGGCGGCACAUUGUGCGGGAGCGGGCAGUGGGAGGAUAAGGCGUGCCCCAAGGACGUGGCCUGCGAGAAGCAGCACAAGUGCACAGAGGCCUUCACCUGCACGGAGACAGGACGCUGCGUGAGCGAGAAGCUGCGUUGUAAUAGAGACCUGGACUGCAGGGAUGGGUCAGAUGAGGAUGACUGUGAGGAAGAUGACAUUAUUGAAGGCCCCUGCUCUCAUCUGUUCCCCAUUCCAGGUUCUGAGGCAGCCACUCGCGGAUACGACAUACUGUCCCAGGGGUUUGUCCUACCCACUGUUGAUCCUACAUACUAUGGAGGCAUCUGUGAAUAUGUCUACAAUGGAGAGUGGAGAAAGCUUGUGUACGAUGCUUUCUGUGAAAACAUGUACUACAAUGAUGAUGAGAAAUAUUACCGGAAACCCUAUAACUUCCAUACCUAUCAGUUCAUGGGCAAAGCUGAAUCUGUUGGUUCCAGUGAAUAUUAUGAAGAUGCUUCCAGCUUACUUAAUGCCAGGAAGCAGGAGAAAUCCUUCAAUCUUGGAAUCACGGUCGGAAUAUCUAUGGUAGAAUUUGGUUUGUCAGGAAGCUCUGAAUCCCAGUUCAUGAAUAAUAUUUCUCAGUACCAGGAACAAAACAUGGGAUUCGUGAGGCUGUUGUCCAAAGUACAGACUGCGCAGUUCAAAAUGAGGAGCAGCGGUCUGAUGCUGGAUGAGGACUUGUUCCAGUCCCUUGUGGAGCUGCCAGAGGAGUACGACUUUGGCACAUACUCUCGCUUCCUCAGCCAGUAUGGGACACAUUACAUCACCUCUGGGAUCAUGGGAGGAGUUCUCGAGUACAUUGUGGUCAUCAAUAAAAAGGCCAUGGCACUGUCUGAAAUGACUGGAGAGCAGGCAGGACUAUGUCUUGGUGUAUCAUUGGGGUGGAGUCCGAAUAUAAAUGUGAAACUGAAGUUGUCAGGUUGUGAAAAGACUGGGCAACUUGACAAUGAUAAACAGUCUUCUGACAGUUUCAUAAAGGAUGUGAUCAGUAGAAUCCAAGGGGGCAAUGUUGCAGCCACCCGAGGCCUGUUGGUGAGAGAUGAGAAGUCCUACAGCAAAUGGGGUGACUCGCUGAAGUAUAACCCUGCUGUCAUUGAAUUUGAGAUGCUCCCAUUGUAUGAGCUGGUCCGUUUCAGCACUGUGGGUGGAUCCAUGAAAGGGAAAGUGGCCCAUCUAAAGAGGGCCUACGAAGAGUACCUGCAUGAAUUUGGCUCCUGCCGCUGUGCCCCCUGCAGGAACAACGGAGUGCCCAUCCUCCAGGGGACGUCCUGCCUCUGCCUUUGCAAGGAGGGGUACAGGGGCGUAGCCUGCGAGGAAACUAAUAGGAAAGGUCCGACCCAUGGAUCCUGGAGUUGCUGGAGCCCUUGGUCAACCUGUCAGUCAAAUCAGAAAACUAGACAACGUCAGUGCAACAACCCAACACCCCUAAACGGCGGACGUCCUUGCCUGGGUCAAGCUACGCAGACGCACAGCUGCUGACCUCACUUUCUCUUCGUUUUGAAAUAUUUGUAAAUUCAUUUAUUUUCCUUUUUUUCAAUACAGAAUACCCAAAUGUAGUUGCAGGUCCAUCCAACUGUAGCACGGCGAACAGCAUGAACAUUCAUCAAAAUGCAUGUGGCUAACUGUCACUUUUCAUUGUGCAGCCCACCAGCCAUAAACUGUUAUUAAACCUCCAAA